This is a messenger RNA of Purpureocillium lilacinum, 1158 nucleotides long. Lineage: Eukaryota; Fungi; Ascomycota; Sordariomycetes; Hypocreales; Ophiocordycipitaceae. The record is from RefSeq and is a predicted model, not a curated record.
AUGAUGACUUUUGUGGUGUCGCUCAUCUUCACGAUCCUGGACACCGUCUUGACCUUGGUGGCCACUCUCGCCACGCAGGUGAUUGACUUUGCGACGAGGAGCGUCACGGCCCGCGCCGCACGUUUCGACGAAGACACGACCCUUUCAUCGUGCGCCCAUCGCCUUGACAGCGCGGAGCCUCUGACCCUGACGCUUGCCGACGCCCGCGCGCUAAGCUACGCCCAGUUCGGAUCGACGAACCCGACAGCCAAAACCGUCUUCUUCCUCCACGGCUGGCCAGGCUCUCGCAUCGAAGCAACAUAUCUCCAUGAGGCAGCCAAGGCCAACAACGUCCGCAUCAUCGCCGCGGAUCGGCCUGGGAUAGGGAAAUCGACCGCGGACCCGAACCGGACGCUGCUGUCUCACGCCGACGACAUCCAACAACUCGCACAGCAUCUUCACGCCGACGAAUAUGGGGUCCUCGGCGUCUCGGGAGGCGGCCCGUAUGCCUUGGCCUGCGCCCGAGCGCUACCCGCCGACAAGCUCAAAGUCGUCGCAAUCGUCUGCGGCCUGGGUCCAGCGGAUAUUGGAUACUGGGGCAUGUACAUCAUGAACUACCUGGGCUGGACAUACGCGGCGCGCUACACGCCGCGCUUUCUCGGGUGGUGGUUCAACCGCGAGCCAACCGGGCGGCUGGAUCGCAGCAGAAAAGAGCGCAUGGACAUGUUGAUCAAGAGCUUCGAGUCGUCACAGGCGAGCCUGCCGCCAAAGGACGCCAGAAUCUUUGGCGACGCGGACGUGAUGAAGGUGCAGAUCCGGACCGAAGAGGAGGUGCAUGCGCAAGGCACGCAAUUCUGGCUGCAGGACAUGAAGCUGAUUGCGUCGGACCCGGGAUUCGACGUUGCAGACAUUCGCAACGAUUUGACGGUGCAGCUGCUGUAUGGCAGAGCUGACCGGAACGUGCCGCUCAAACAUGGCGAGGAGAUUGCGAGGAGAUUGACACGUCGCAGAGGAGGGACAGACCAUCGCGUGACCAUAAAGGUGAAGGAACAUGAGACGCAUGCAAGUAUCUUCUUUGACUACAGAGACGAGUUUCUACGAGACAUGGCAUGCGCCAUGUACGUGCGUCGAUACAACAGCGAUCGCACGCUGUACGUUGACUUGCCUCUGAGGCUCUAA